AUGGCUCCACUGAACAGAUCUGCUUCUUCACCGAAACCCACAAUCAUACGACAUUUCACAGACCCCAAACACCCCCUCUACCUUGUCGACAUCCCCAGCGAGUUCCUCUGCAACGGGUGCAGUGCGCUGGGGUUCGGCGCAAGGUACCGCUGCCACGCCUGCGACGUUGACCUCCACGAGUUCUGCGCCACGUGUCCCUCCGUCGCCCAAUCGGCGCUCCACCCCAAACACCCCCUAACCCUGGUCAACCUUCCGGUCAACGACCGCUUCUGCGACCUCUGCGGCGACCUCGUCAACGGCCUCUUCUACGCGUGCGAGGCGUGCGAGUUCGACGUCCACCCGCUCUGCACGCAGCUGCCGCUGCACGUGCGUCUCACGCAGCACCCUCAACACCUCCUGAAGCUCCAGCCCGGAAACCCCGCCGCGUGUGCUCUCUGCCGUCAGAGCUGUACGGCCUGGAGGUACCGCUGCGAUGCGUGCUCCCUUGAUAUCCACCUCGAGUGUGUUCUCGCCGGAGAUGAUGGUGAUCAAACCCCGUCUGCUGCGCCGCCGGCGCCGCCAUCGCAUAUGAACCGUAGCUCCUCCAUGCUUCCGCCGCCGCAGCAGCAGCAUCAGCAGUAUCUGAAUCAUAGUGUCUCCAUGCCGUCACCAUCGCAUCAGUACCAGCAGCAACCAAUGGGUUAUAGUGGUUGUGCGGUUGGGUUUCCGAUGAAUGCGACGGCGGCACCGCCACCUGAGGCGGCGGCACCUGAAGGGAAGAAGAGCGGCAGAAGCAGAAAGAGAAAGAUAUAUUCAAUCGUGGCUAGGGUUGCCAUCUCAGCAGUGACUACUUCCCUCAUCGGAGUUCCUCUCACCUUGUGA
Erythranthe guttata (spotted monkey flower) is the source of this 861-nucleotide messenger RNA. RefSeq names its product protein VACUOLELESS GAMETOPHYTES. Lineage: Eukaryota; Viridiplantae; Streptophyta; Magnoliopsida; Lamiales; Phrymaceae. The record is from RefSeq and is a predicted model, not a curated record.